Molecule: messenger RNA, 4557 nt
Organism: Alligator mississippiensis (American alligator)
Lineage: Eukaryota; Metazoa; Chordata; Crocodylia; Alligatoridae
Gene: GLB1
Product: galactosidase beta 1
Exons: 16
Coding region: 16-2046 (676 amino acids)
Biological process (GO): carbohydrate metabolic process
Cellular component (GO): vacuole
Molecular function (GO): beta-galactosidase activity
Source: RefSeq, a predicted model, not a curated record
ACCUGGGCUGGGCCGAUGAGCUGGUACCCUGACUGCCUGCUUUCCAUCCUGCCCAGACCCAGGCAGCUGGAGCCCCCAGGAAGAAGUGGGAAAGUUGGGAGUUUCAAGAGAGGCAGCAGCAGCUGGGCCAAGCAGAGAUGGAGCGUACCUCAGAGAAGUUUCGGAAUUGACUAUAACUGCAACUGCUUCGUCAAGGAUGGGAAGCCAUUCCGCUACAUCUCGGGUAGCAUUCACUAUGCCCGUGUGCCCCGGUACUAUUGGAAAGACCGUUUGUUGAAGAUGAAGAUGGCAGGGCUUGAUGCCAUUCAAACGUACGUGCCAUGGAACUAUCAUGAAUCUGAGCCAGGACUAUAUAACUUCUCUGGUGACAGAGAUGUAGAAUAUUUCCUGCAGCUAGCUAAUGAGACUGGCUUGUUGGUAAUACUGAGAGCUGGACCUUAUAUCUGCGCAGAAUGGGACAUGGGGGGUCUGCCUGCAUGGUUAUUGGAAAAAGAAUCAAUUAUUCUCAGAUCUUCUGAUUUAGAUUACCUGGCAUCUGUGGACAAGUGGAUGGGUGUCUUUUUACCAAAGAUGAAGCCUCUUCUUUAUCAAAAUGGAGGUCCAAUUAUUAUGGUGCAGGUUGAAAAUGAGUAUGGAAGCUACUUUGCCUGUGAUUACAAUUACCUUCGCUAUCUUCAGAAGCUCUUCCGCCACCACCUUGGGGAGGAUGCGGUGUUGUUUACCACAGAUGGGGCAAGCAGAAGUUACUUGAGAUGUGGAGCCCUGCAAGGUCUUUAUGCAACAGUGGAUUUUGCCCCAGGUUGUAAUGUCACAGCAGCAUUUUUAUCUCAAAGAAGCAGUGAACCAACAGGCCCUUUGGUUAAUUCUGAGUUCUAUACUGGCUGGUUGGAUCACUGGGGUCAUCGUCAUUCUUUUGUGCCAGCCCAGCUGGUAGCUAAAUCUCUUAGUGAAAUCCUGGCACGUGGUGCUAAUGUUAACAUGUACAUGUUUAUAGGUGGGACCAAUUUUGCCUACUGGAAUGGAGCAAAUAUGCCAUACACACCACAGCCUACUAGUUAUGACUAUGAUGCUCCAUUAAGCGAAGCAGGAGACCUCACGGAGAAAUACUUUGCUCUGAGAGAAGUAAUUGGUAUGUAUAAAAGCUUACCUGAGGGUCCUAUCCCUCCAACAACACCAAAGUUUGCAUAUGGGCAGGUUCAAAUGGAGAAGAUAGGCACUCUGCUAGAAGUUCUUGAUGAUCUGUCACCGUCUGGACCAGUAAAAAGCAUUUAUCCAUUGACGUUUGUUCAGCUAAAACAAUAUUUUGGGUUUGUGUUGUACAGGACAAACCUGAAAAAAAACUAUAGUGAGGAAACCCUACUGAUUUCACCUCUCAGUGGAGUUCAUGAUCGUGCCUACAUCUCUGUGGAUGGGAUUCCUCAGGGAGUCCUUGAAAGAGGCAAGUCACUUAUGAUAAAUAUAACUGGAGAGGCUGGAGCAAAUCUGGACCUGUUAGUAGAAAACAUGGGUCGAGUAAACUAUGGUAGAUACAACAAUGACUUUAAGGGUCUGGUUUCAAACUUAACACUUGAUCAAGACAUACUUGUUGACUGGGAAAUCUACCCUCUAGACAUAGACAGAGCAGUGGGACGUGGCCUAAAAUGCGAUGAUGAUGAAUUGAAAACACCUGGAAAUACUCCACCAAGCUAUGAACUACCUGCUUUUUACACUGGUACAUUAUCUAUUCCCAGCGGGAUUCCAGACUUACCCCAGGACACCUAUAUUAGAUUUCCUGGUUGGACCAAGGGACAAAUCUGGAUCAAUGGCUUUAACCUCGGUCGCUACUGGCCAGCCCGUGGUCCUCAAAUGACCCUGUUUGUUCCAAGCAAUAUUCUUGUAUCGUCAGCACCGAACAAUAUUACAGUACUGGAGUUGGAGCGGUCUCCUUGCAGCAUCCAGGAAUGUGUCGUAGAAUUUGUAGACAAACCUGACAUCAAUGCAACAUUCCAGUAUGAAGGCAACAGUGAGAAGCUGUUCUCUAAAGAUUUAUGGCUGAGCCAUCUGUGAUGGCUGAGGAGUGAUUUCCAUAGCGUCUCCCUUUUUCUGCCCCAUGCCCUCAAAUUAUACACUUCUCAUAUGAAGAAUCAAUGUUAAUUGGUAUGUGGUUUAACUGGAAGCUUUUUCACAUCCCUAAAUGUGUAGUUGUUUUAUAAACAGGAGAAAGAAAACAUGAGGUUUCUUUUCAAAAUGAAGGUUCUAGUUUUCAAGUCAGUUUUCGAAUGAGAAACAGAACUUAAAUGGAAGAUCAUAGUGACGACAAGGUCAGACAAACAGAUAGCUCAGAGAACAGCUUGUAUGCAAAGCAGGCUCCUACACUAGUUGUUUUAACAUUUCUUGUGAAUGUGGAGAAACUUACCAUGAUAAGAACUAGGUGGUUGCACUAGCACGCUUACGAAAUACUUGACUAUACAAGAGCAUCAGAAGGCUUGGGUAUCCCACGUACAAUUUACAUAUGACCUGGUUUCAUCUAGGCUUAAAUACCCAGUUAGUAUAAUUUCUGUUUAUUGCCUAGAGGGUUAUUUCUCCUCCCAACCCGUAACAUCUAAAUGACUUUUAAAAUAUUCCAGAAUCUUCUGCUUCUGGGAACUGAAUAUCUAACAUACAUUGCAGCUGAAAUGCAAUCUACCUAUAGUAAUAUGAACAUCUGCAAGUGGCUUCUGGUUACAGGUCUGCCUGUUUCUCUUUGAUCAGUCAUUUCACUGAUACACACACACAUAUUUCUAUCUAUCUAUCUAUCUAUCUAUCUAUCUAUCUAUCUAUCUAUCUAUCUAUAGAUAGAUAGAUAGAUAGAUAGAUAGAUAAUUUGCUUUCUGUUUUUCAGCCUUUGAGAUUCACAUUAGUUAUCUUUAACAAUUUUUCAAGGACUAGAAAUUAUUUAAUCAAAUUUUAACUCUUGUGAAUAAUUAUCCCCAGGACUGGUGGUUAAAGGAAGAAAACCAGGAGUUAGCAACUUUAGCUCAUGUUUGACUUUCUCAAGCUAAACCAAUUCUUUGCCUCUUGCCUUGGGCAUCCUGGUUCCUACAGCUUCUCUGGGGUACAGUAAUCCUAUCCUUGGAGCUUUUAAUCCCCCUACCUCCACAGCACUAUCAGCUCACUCUUCUUCUGGAGACAUUGAUGAGUUGAAGGGGACUUUCCAUAUUACUUCCAGGAGAUGCACUUGGAUUCUUCUACAGCUCUGGGUUCUAGUCCAAUGACAGUCUGGAAAGCAAAGCAGUUCAUAUACAUCAUUAAUUCCCACUCUAGACCACUCCUAGUCCACUCCUUAAGCACUCACACUCUCUCUUCUUUGACCCAAUAGGAAUCAUAAAUAGGGCUGGAAGGGACCUCAUGAGGCUGGAAAGGACCUUAUGACUACAAAGAAUAGUCUCUCUCUCUCAUCUUUAUAACUACCUUCAGGUAUUUAAAGACUGUUGUCAAAUUCUUCCUCUGUAUUCUCUUCUCCAGACUAAAUAAUCCUAGUUCUUCCAGCGUUUGCUCAUAAAUCUCAUUUUCCAAGCCUCAGGGUUUUUGUACUUGAUUUUAUUAUCCUCUGGACAGUUUUCCCGUACCCCUUCCUCUGCCAGGAUGCUUCUCUUACUGUAAGUGCCAGUUGCUGCUGGUGUCCUGACCAUCAGCUCAGUUAUGUCUUUUUGCUGUCCUUGAGCUAGUGACACCUGCUUUUAAAAGGACUACACAACCCUGUAACAGAGCUAUUUGGAAAACUACGUUUUCCUUUAAAAAUGUUUGAAAACAAACAUUUAAAAAAAUUCCUCAAAAACCCAGAACUAACAGUUUCAUUUUAACCGAAGUCUGAAAGCUAUUGACAAAGGUUGUUAAAAGAAUUGAAAAAGAAUUUUUAGUUACAAUAUCCAAAAAAAGGUCAAGCCUUUGCAGUAGACACAAGACAAAAUGUAAGAGUGAGCCUGGUUAGUACACAUGCAGUAAACUCUCUGUGUUUAAACCAUCUCAGUAGGUCAGUGAGUCCAUGUAGUCUUCAUGGUUGACCUUCGAACGAUGGGCCAAUUUGAUAUCUUUACACUGGUUUUAUAUUAAUGCAGCAUGACUAAUUUAAAUUAUAUUAACUCCUAACUUGUGCCAGUGCAAGUGAGAAGAACAGCUGAAGGUCUCACUGCUGCACAAAUGGAACUCGUGGGUAGUACUGACAGAACAGUCAAUGACAGAAAUGCAUACUGAAAGCAAGUUUAAAAUGAGUCUUAAAAUUGGUGAUAUUCAUUUAUUCGGAAGACUUAUGCUGUGAAGACAUUGAGCCAGCAGGUUGUCUUUUUUACUGGUUAUAAAUAAUUAUUACAAUGGUGCCUGCCAUUGUGCCUUUACAGUUGCUAAUCUUGGUGUAAGUGUCUGAUCUCUGUAAACAUGUAGAUUAAUUUAGUGACUGUUGCUGUUAGUGAAAGCUGACUUCCAGUAACAGUCUGUCUCUAUGCUUCUCACUGGGUUUAGUGUCAGUCUUGCAAACUCUGAAAGGAGGCUUAAAGAAUUGAGACAAUGAAAGAAAUUAAAGUAUUUUCCUAAAUUGCCAAA